UAAUUACAUUUUUGCAUUGGUGAUGAAUUAAGAGGACCUUCGCUACUACUACUCGUAUUGCUGUCCUGAUGUUACACAAGAUGAACACCAGCUUUCUUCGACGUGGUACAAUCAGUACCACAAUCUCUGAGUGUUUGUACUGUAUAGCUGUGCUAUUUCGGAAGUACGGCGCUGUCCGCAUAAGCCUUUGUCAACCGGUGCCCGUGGGAUACUUGCCGGCAACAAUUAUAGCGUCCACGCCACAACCUCGUCAAAAAAUGUUGCCGAGCAAACUCCUUCCGCUUUCCAUGCUACUGGCAUUCGCUGCGCAUGUCGGCGCUGAAAACUGCGAAGAAAUACGCGAAGCAUGCGACACCAUACGCCAUUCCAUACCCGACGACGACAUUCGGGAUUUGCCAUGGCCCGCAACGGAAGCAGAUUACGCUCCGCACCGUGCGUUAUCCGAUAAAUUUUGCAGCACCACCAAUCGAACAGGACAUUGCCUGCGUGAUAUCGUUGCUCGCUGUCCCGAUGACCCUUACAUGCUACAGCGCGGCACCAUCUACAGCCACUACAGCAUCGAAUCGGUGCUGGCCACCGCUAAACUGUGCGAGCACUACGGUGACUCGCUACGAUACCGGCGCGCCAUGACCUACUGUAAAUCGCGCGCCCGGCAAUAUUUCCGCGUGCUGACCGAUGGGACGGAGCAGCGCGCACGCAGCUCAAAGAAAUCCAAUGCCAGGGCCAAUAUGUGCGAGAGCGCAAGGCUAUUUUCCGAGCGGUUAACCGGCACGACGAAGGACAGCCUGGUUGAAGCCUGCGGACAAGAGACGGUGAAUGUCAUGCUGGACGGAACCCGGACGUUGCAUGCUGCGUAUUGCUGAAAAGUGCAAAUACAUAAUUAACUAGUCCGAUGGCUAAUGCUUAACUAACAACUGUGCAAAGUUCGCUGCAAACAUUUUGUUCUCCGAUGCAAGCUUGCAAAUUUUGAGUAACGGCUGAUACACACUCCCGGCAUAGACUUCCGAGAAUUACACGCUACUCUAGGUACAAUAUUACGAGAAGCAGAGCACUCUAGCUACUCGAGAUACAGUAUUUUCGUAUUAAAGCUUAAU
Molecule: messenger RNA, 1094 nt
Organism: Paramacrobiotus metropolitanus
Lineage: Eukaryota; Metazoa; Tardigrada; Eutardigrada; Parachela; Macrobiotidae
Exons: 4
Coding region: 69-863 (264 amino acids)
Source: RefSeq, a predicted model, not a curated record